Magallana angulata is the source of this 1687-nucleotide messenger RNA. Its product is annotated as dynactin subunit 4-like. Lineage: Eukaryota; Metazoa; Mollusca; Bivalvia; Ostreida; Ostreidae. Gene Ontology annotation, cellular component: dynactin complex. Bases 43 to 1401 code for a protein of 452 amino acids. The record is from RefSeq and is a predicted model, not a curated record. The transcript is spliced from 14 exons.
AAAAUCAUUGUCAAUUCGGCGCUUGAAGUCGACUGAAAAAAAAUGUCUACAUUUGUAGACGUGAAUAUUGUUAAAUAUCUCUGUUCUUGUGGGAAAAGACAUCCGAUAUGUCGUCUCUACCUUUGUCGGCAUUGUUUAAAACUUAGAUGCGGAGACUGUGUGCAGCAUGAGGUUGACACCCCUUACUGUCCAAACUGCUUGGAAAAUAUGCCAUCUGCUGAGGCUAAGCUGAAGAAAAACAGAUGCAGCAAUUGCUUUGACUGUCCCAGUUGUGGCCACACCCUGACAACUCGUGCCACUAGCACCAGUGUUCCUGACCCAGAGGACCCCAACAAGACCACGCCCAAGAAGAUGUACUACAUGGUGUGUGGGUUCUGUCGGUGGACAACCAGAGACGUCGGAAUCCAGGACAAACCAGUAGCCAGUGGAGGAUGGGAAGACUUGGAGAACAAGGACACAAAGCAGAUUUUUUCCUUGCUUGAAACCUAUGAAAAAAUUGCACAAAAGGAAAAGGCAGAGAAAGAGAGGAAAAAAUAUGUCAGAAGAAGGAGCUACCUAAGUUAUGCUGCUGGUAUGGAUAAAUAUGGAAUGGUCUCUGUCGCUGCCAAGAGAAAGCAAGGCAAUCUAGCAAAUCUCAGCAUUAAGGAAAAUGAGGAAGUAAGCUUUUCUAUGGUUAAGCCAUCAGAAACUGUCAAAACAUUUGAUCCCCUCCCAGAAAGCAUAUUUACCGAGCCAAUCCAGCUAGAUAAGAUGAGCACCAUUAGCCAGAGACACGCCUCUGCCGACUUUCAGCCCGGUGAGAGCAGUGCCCUCUAUCCUUUACACAAGCACCUGCUUAUCAGAAGAUCCCUAAGGUGCAAGGAAUGUGAGCACAAUCUGAGCAAACCAGAGUUCAACCCAAUCUCUAUCAAGUUCAAGAUUCAACUUAUUGCCUUGCACCACAUUCCUGAAAUAAAGAUUUUCUCACUACCAGAGCUGAUUUUAAAGAAGGAGUGUAAGGUAGUCCUGACACUGACCAACCCCAGUGCUUACAACUGUAGUAUCUCCUUCCUACAGCCGGACCCCAAGGAAGACAACUUCAGCAAUGCUAAGGUGGAGUUACCAAAGCAUCCCAUUGUUGUCGCCCAGAGAGAUGACGCUGCUUUGUAUGAUGAUGGAAGUCAAGGUCACGAAGCCUUUAAGGAUGACCCAAGUGUCAUAGCUUACAGAAAGUCCAACAAAGUGGGAUUUUUUAUGAAGGUUAAGCCUCAAAAUCCAGAUGAAGAUGUCAAGUUGUCCUUCUUGUUGAAGCAUGAGUACAGGAACACAGCCAUAGCUCUCCCCAGUGAAAACCAAGAGCCACAGAUCGCCUCACUCCAGCACCAGGUCUUCAUCAACCUCGGGCCACCCAAAAAGAAGUGAACAAUCCCCCCUCCCCCCCCCCCCCCCCAAUACUGUGGAUGUUGUACCACAUACCAAAAAUAUAGAUAACAUUGUGCAAUAUGUUGUGAAUGUACAUUUUAUAAAUAUAGUAGAUGAUUCCAGAGGCUUAUAACAUUAACUCUUGGUUGCCAUGCUUAGGCUUCGGUUUUCUUCCAGGUAGAAUGAUAAUGGAGGCAUGAUUCCGUUUCAUUGUCUGAUGUCAGAAUGUGUAUUUAUAAUUGUAAUGGUUUUGGUUCCACUGCUAAUAAACAAAGAGAUUAGUUAA